AUGGCUUUGAAUCCAGAGGACCCCUCUGGUGGGUUUCAGCAUGACACGGUGAUGGCCUUCAUCAACGAGAAAAUGGCCAGGCACGUAAAAGGCCCUGAAUUCUACCUCGAGAAUACAUCUCUGUCCUGGGCCGAGGUGGAGGACAAGCUCAGGGGCAUCCUGGAGGACAGCGAGUUGCCCAGCGAGGCCAAAGAGGCCUGUGCCUGGGGCUGCCUGGCCCUGGGCCUGCGCUUUGCCCACAAGCAGCGCCAGUUACACACAUGCAGGGUGCAGUGGCUACACAACUUCUGCAAACUGCACAAGUCGGCUGCACAGACCUUGGCCUCAAACCUGAGGGAGCUCACAGAGCAGAAGGAGAUGGAGCGCAAGGAGGCGGCCUACCAUCUGCGGCUGACCCAGGCUAAACUGGAGGAGGUGCAGAAAGAGAGGGACCUGCUGAGGUGGAAGCUCUUCCGGGCUGAGCUGGAGUUUGCCAGGGAGCAGGAGCGGGUCGAAGAAGGACCAGGCCUGGCCACUGUCAGUGGGGCUGGGACAGAAAGAGCAGGUGCACCCACACCAUCUGCACCAGCGGCGGCCUUCACUGCAGGAGCUCCAUCUCAGAUGUCUCCCCAUGGGGGGCCCUCUGAUGUUAGACCAAGGUUUGAUGUGGGGCCCCAGGGAAAAGUCCCUGAAGAACCACAAGGAGGCAGAGACGCUGAUCCCAAACAGCAGAGACCUCCAGUAUUUCGCAAGCCCGGGGAUUGGGACUGCCCUUGGUGUAAAGCCGUGAAUUUUUCACGGAGGGAAAUUUGCUUCUGCUGUGGGGGGGGAAUCUGGCUACAGAAACCUUGA
This is a messenger RNA of Rhinolophus ferrumequinum (greater horseshoe bat), 831 nucleotides long. RefSeq names its product testis expressed 13B (gene TEX13B). The record is from RefSeq and is a predicted model, not a curated record. The transcript is spliced from 3 exons. Lineage: Eukaryota; Metazoa; Chordata; Mammalia; Chiroptera; Rhinolophidae. The coding region runs from base 1 to 831 and encodes 276 amino acids.